AUGGGUGCAACGGCGACGGAGCCGCCCUCGGUCUCCCUCUCGUUCGCCAACAAUUUCUGGGGCAAAGAUGACGCCGGCGUCGGUCCCAUGCUCGACCGCAUGCAUGCGGCCAAAGUCACAAACGACGAACUCAAACACUUUUACGCCGCGCGAGCAUCAAUUGAAGAAGACUAUGCACGAAAACUCCUGAACUUAUCGCGAAAGCCACUUGGAUCUUGCGAAACUGGCACCCUUCGACUGUCGUGCGAUGUCAUCCGAGCCGAGGUCGAAUCCAUGGGAAAGGCGCAUCAGAAUGUAGCCCACCAGAUGAAGACAGAGCUAGAAGAGCCUCUCGCAGCCUUCGCUGGUGGAAUGAAGGAGCGGAGAAAGAUUGUGCAGAAUGGCAUUGAGAAGCUGCUCAAGCUGAAAAUGCAGCAGACAUCGACCAUGAACAAGGCACGCGACAAGUACGAGCAAGACUGUCUCAAGAUCAAGGGCUUCCUAGCGCAAGCGCACAUGGUCAUGGGACAAGAAGAGCGCAAGAACAAGGCCAAGCUGGAGAAGACACAGAUCAACCUAGCCACAACGAGCGCCGACUACGAGGCCGCAGUCAAGGUGCUUGAAGAAACCACCGGCCGGUGGAACCGCGACUGGAAAGCUGCGUGCGACAAGUUUCAAGAUCUUGAAGAAGAGCGCAUCGACUACACCAAGAGCAGCUUGUGGAAUUUCGCAAACAUCGCCUCGACCGUAUGUGUCAGCGACGAUGCUUCCUGCGAGAAAAUCCGACUGUCGCUUGAGGACUGCGACGUAGAAAAGGACAUUACCGGCUUCAUCAAAGAGUCUGGAACUGGUCAGGAAAUUCCAGAUGCGCCCAAGUUCAUCAACUUUUGCAAGGGCGACGCAGAGACUUCUUCACAAGUCUCCGAGGACGAGAACUACUCAGUCGCACAAUUCGCCAGGACAUUGAAUCCGGCAUAUCGCGCUUCAUCGCCAGCGCCUUCCAACUUUGACUCGCAUCACGAUCCAAAUAACCCAUUGGCUCGAGAGAUGGGUCUCCAAAGGGACACACGUCCAAUCUUACCUGACGACAUUGAUGCUCUACCCCUUCAACCUGUAGAUAGCCGACGUCAGUCAAUGGACAGAUCGCGCCAGUCAAUGGAUAGGCCUCGCCAGUCGAUAGACAUGCCUCGACAGUCAGUAGACCGGUCUCGCCAGUCGAUAGAUAUGCCUCGCCAGUCAGUGGAUCGAUCUCGCCAAUCCGUCGACAGGUCCCGUCAGUCAGUAGAUAUGUCUCGGCAGGCGGCCGAGUCACCACAACCAUACAUAGACGAACCGCAACAAUAUGUUGAAUCUCCACGACAACAUAUCGACUCGCCACGGCAACGCGCAGAGCAACCGCGACAAUCACGGCAAUAUGUUGAACAGCAAAGACAAUACAUUGAGCAGUCACAGCAGCAUGUGGAGCCGCUAAGGCGAUAUACAGAGUCACCGAGGCUGCAGUAUGCCGAACCACCAAGACAGCAGUAUACCGAGCCCCCGAGACAGCAGUAUGUAGAGCCACCAAAGCCACAAUAUACGGAACCGUCUAGACAGCAGUAUGUCGAGUCACCCGAACCACAAUAUGUGGAACCACCAUAUGAGGAACCACCUCAGCAGCAAUAUGUCGAGCCACCCGAGCCACAGUAUACAGAGCCACCGAGAGAGCAAUACGUAGAGCCGCCUAAACCUCAAUACGUAGAGCCGCCCAAACCUCAAUAUCAAUAUGUAGAGCCGCCCAAACCGCAAUAUACAGAACCACCAAAACAGCAGCAGAUUGAGCCUCUACGAAAACGCGCAGACACACUGAGACAACGUGUAGAGUCACCACAGCCGAUGCAAUCUCCCCAAGCAACACGGGGAGUACAGCCAGACUCUCGACUCAUCCAAGCACAAGAGCAGGCACGUCAACAGUAUCAGCAAACUCCGGUACCCCUCAACGACUACCCGGCAGAUGGGAUGACUCAAUUCUGCCGCAUCGGUGCGCCAACUGAUCGAAACUCAAUUCCAAGUCCAGUGCGUCCUGCUAGUAGGAGUUCGCAGAGUGACUGUUCAAAUCCCAAUUCUUUCUCGAGUGUCGAGCCACCCAGUGGCUCUUGUUCACCUGGUAAGCCGAUGGCUGCGCCAUCGAUCCCUGAACCUAGCCCAAUUGAAGAGGGUUCAGUGCAGAAGAAGAGAGGGUUCUUCAACAGCCCGUUUGCGAGGAGAAAGAGCAAGCAUGAGAUCGAGCCUCCAGCUCUUGCGCCCAGCACCCGGAAAACAUGGACACCUCCCUCGCGGCGGAAUACCGAAGAGAAUAAUAGCCUAACAAAAAGCUUUGUUAUCAGGCCUACUCGGGCUAUUGAGAGCAAGCCACCUUCUCCCGGUCCAGAACCAGCUGAUCCACGGGCAAACUUCCAGCUCAACGUUGGUAACAAUGUAUUUGACGUUGCUUCACCGGACAAGAAGAAGCAGGAACCAGAGACUGAUGCGCAGGAAGAACUCGAUCCCAUUGCGCAGGCUCUUGAAGAGCUGAGGGGCGUUACCAAGCAGACUUCAGUCCGUCAGCCUGAAGAGCGCAAACAAGCUGCUGUACGCCAAACUGCAGAUCGCUAUCACGGUCUUGCCACACCGGCACCUCCUGCUACUCCUGCUGUCGGUUCAAAGCUGGCUGGCAGCGUACCUACACCACUUUCUAGUGCCAGCAUCACUGCGGCAAAAAGGGGCACGCCUCCGCCCUCAUACGAGCAGCCGCCCAUGUCCCGUCUGGGCGCCCCUAAGCCAGCACAUACAGCUCGCCAGAUGCAAAAGACCACACAAAUGUAUGUGAAUCAAAAGGUGAAUAUGUUCAAUGGGGGCGAUGCAGCUCGCCCUCCAAGCCGGAGCCCAACAAAGCAGGAGGCUCCCCGUACUGCUGCUGCUGCUGCUACUACUCCACAGGCUGCCUCCCCACGAACUGCCUCUCCAGCACCUGCACGUGCUGUCAGUCCACGACCAACUCUGCAAACGGCAAAACAAACUCCGACCCAGAAUUCCUACCGAACCACUCCAACGCAGCAACAACCUCAAUCGCCGUCAACCUAUCAGCCAGUGCAGCGACAGUCGACAAUUCCCUCACAGCCUGCGCAAAGACCACCAUCUCAAGCAUCUCAGCGUCCGCUACGUCAACAAGCAGCUGCUCAGCCAGUACCUCGGCCCGCAUCCAGACAACAAUCACAGCAGCAGAAACCAUCACCAGCUGCCCAGCCAGUACCACGGCCUGCAUCUAGACAGCAGGCACAGCCGCAGGCAACGCCACCAGCUGCUCAGCAGGCAUCACGGCCCAUGUCUAGACAGCAGACACAGCAGCAACCACCAGCUUCUCCCGCAGCUUCAAACAAUCGAACGGAGUCGCCAAAUCCCUAUGCUCCAUCUAGUGCUGGAGGCAGACCGCGGGCUCAGACGGGCAGUGCUUCGGCUCAGGCUUAUGGUACACCUAUGGGGCGUAACACAUUCACGUCUUCGCGUGGUCAAUCACCGGCUGUCAACAACACACAACCUGCUGCAUCACCCAAGCCUCUGCAGCAGAAACCUGUCCAACAACAGCAGGCCCCGCAGCCAAAGCCUGUACAACAGCAGCCUUCACCGCAAAAGCCUCAACCACCUCCUCAGCAACCCCCUCAACCAGCUUUUGCACAGGCCCAAUCCCGUCCACAAUCCCGCGCAGCCGCAUCUUCCAGAGCAGCAAGCCCCAACCCUCAAUUCCGUCAAUCCUUUGAUCGGCCUGGUAGCUCUCUAGGUAGCGAAAUGGCUCUGGCCCUUUCCACCGCGGGUAGCGAGCGCGGCGACGGCAGCGUCUACGGCGGAAGCCAGUACGGAGGAAGUGUGCGCGGCAGAGCCAAUACCGCCCGCCCGCAGAGUUCGUACAUGGGCAGCGAAUUUGGGUUCAAUGGUGGAUCCGGAAGCUCUGUGAGAGCGGAGUCGAGAGUGCGCAGUAAGAGUCUUGCUGAGCCUAAGAACUAUAACAGUCAGGGACGAUUGAUUUUGAAUUAUUCUCGUGCCAUGUACUCGUACGCAGCCCAGAUCCCAGAGGAACUCGGAUUCCAAAAGGGAGAUAUCCUUGCCGUGCUCCGUCUGCAGGAUGAUGGAUGGUGGGAGGCUGAAGCAGUGGGCAAGCAGGGUCGACCAGGUCUUGUGCCGUCCAACUACCUCCAGCCCUGCUAG
Messenger RNA from Bipolaris victoriae FI3, 4197 nucleotides. RefSeq lists its product as hypothetical. Gene Ontology annotation, molecular function: phospholipid binding; protein binding. Bases 1 to 4197 code for a protein of 1398 amino acids. Gene Ontology annotation, biological process: cytoskeleton organization. Lineage: Eukaryota; Fungi; Ascomycota; Dothideomycetes; Pleosporales; Pleosporaceae. The transcript is spliced from 5 exons. Gene Ontology annotation, cellular component: cytoplasmic side of plasma membrane; cell division site; cytoplasm. The record is from RefSeq and is a predicted model, not a curated record.